UCAACGCUUGCUUAGCAACGACACAGUGGUGUCCCUCAAUGGAUCAUUUGCCGCAGUGCUCGGACCGGCGAUGUGUUGAACAGGCUUGUUACAUAAGUGGGAUUUAAGAAAGGGUCAAAAUGGCGAGAAGACAAAAUGGUGUGAUCGAUGUUGACGACAACGCACCCUUUCUGUCCGAGUACUCGAAGCGGUACCCCUCCCACCCGAUCCCCCCGCGGGAGAGCUACAAACCCAACUACGAGCCUGUGAGGGCGGACGCGGACAUGGAGAACAAGACCACGACCAGACAAGACUAUCCCGAAUGGGAGCUGCCUGAACGGAAACCCAGAGAACGAGCUUUGUGGAACCCUCCGAAAGAUCCCUUCUUAGGUUCAUCAACAGCUAAAGAUGAUUUUAAGGGAAGCUAUUUACCGAAACAAAAGAGCUAUAAACCCAAUUCUGACCCAUACAGAUCUGAUGCACCGAUUGAAAGUAAGACUACCUCGCGAUCUGAUUAUCCUGAACACAAGAUAGAACCCCGUCAAAAGCGACAAAUUCAGGCAUACCAGAAACCAGAAGUUCGCAUGGAAGGAGAUACGAUCAAUCGUUUGAACUAUCCUGAACACGAACUGACUCCAAGGCAAAGUUUUAAACCUGCAAAUACUGUUCUGAGUUCCAAAGACCCUUUCGAUAACAAGACCAUCACUCGUUCAGAGUAUCCUGAGCACCCAAUAGAACCAAGAAAAAGGCGGGAUCCUCACCAGUAUGUGAAACCAGAUGGGAAAAUGGAUGGAACUUCUACUUCCAAAUCUGAAUUUCCAGAGCAUUCUAUACAGCCACGGCAGAGUUACAAACCAGCAAACGCUGCACUAAAGUCUGAGGAUCCUUUUGAUGGGAGCACAACAAGCCGAAAAGAAUACCCUGAGCAUCAUAUUGAGCCAAGGAGAAGACGAGAGGUCCAGCAGUAUGUCAGACCAGAAGGUACAAUGGAGGGUAAUACAUCUAACCGUCUUGAUUUUCCUGAACAUUCAAUAUCUCCCAGGAAGAGUUAUAAACCAACCAGUACUUUUGAGAAAUCUGGGGACCCCUUUGAUGAUAAAACUACAGCAAGACGUGACUUUCCAGAGCAUGCAAUAGAACCCCGGAAACGACGGGAGGCUCAACUGUAUGUUAAACCUCUUGAUAAAAUGGAAGGUGUAUCCACAAGUAAAGCUGAGUUUCCUGAGCAUCAGAUAACCCCGAGGCAAAGCUACAAACCUUCUCACAGUGUUCAGAGAUCUGAGGAUCAAUUUGAGAAGCAAACGACCACUAAGUUUGAUUAUCCUGAGCAUACAGUCGCACCACGCCAGAAGAGACAGCCAAGGCAAUAUGUGCAACCUGAAGGUAAGAUGGAUGGUACUACUACAACUCAGUCUGCCUUUCCCCAGUACGAACUUUCACCUAGGAAGAGCUACAAGCCUGCAAACAGCGUUUUGAAGUCAGAGGAUCCAUUCGACAAUACAACAACUGCGAGGCAGGACUAUCCAGAACAUGCCAUUGAACCAAGACAAAGAAGAGAACAGCAGAAAUAUGUCAAACCAGAAGGAACGAUGGAGGGUCUUUCUACCACCAGAUCAGAAUUUCCUUUACAUGAAUUGCAAAAGAGACAGAGUUUCAAACCUGCUAAUACUGUCCAACCUGCUACGGAUCGAUUUGAAGAUAAGACCACCUCAAGGCAAGACUUCCCAGAACAUACUGUGGAACCCAGGAAGCGCAGAGAAUACCAGCAGUAUGCCAAGCCUGAAGGUGUCAUGGACGGUGUAUCAACAAGCCGAUCAGAGUUCCCUGAACAUCAACUCACCCAAAGGCAAAGCUUCAAGCCUGCUAAUAAUGUUCAGAAGUCAGAUGAUCCGUUCAAUGAUAACACUACCUCUAGGCAAGAUUUUCCUGAGCACAGAAUUGAACCUAGACAGAGACGCCAACCUCAACAGUACAUGAAACCAGAUGGAGUAAUGGAGAAGAACACGUCCAAUCAUUUGGAUUAUCCUGAACAUGAACUGUCACCACGAAAGAGUUAUAAGCCUUCAAAUUCUGUACAACGAUCCGAGGACCCAUUGGAAGAUAUAACAACAGCUAGACAGGAUUAUCCUGAACAUAAGGUUGAACCUCGACAGAGAAGAGCGAUGCAUCAAUAUGUAAAGCCUGAAGGCAAGAUGGAGGGUGUGUCUACAAACCGAUUGGAGUAUCCUGAGCACCAACUUACUCCAAGACAGACUUUCAAACCUGCAAAUGCUGUUGUCAAAUCUGAUGAUCCAUUUGAAGAUAAAACUACAGCCAGAUCAGACUACCCUGAACAUCAAAUCGAGCCAAGGGAGAGGCGACAGCCUCAGCAAUACCUUAAACCAGAGGGGAAAAUGGAGGGGGGCACCACCAAUCGCUCAGACUUUCCUGAACAUGAAAUCACACCCAGGCAAAGUUAUAAGCCAGUGAACUCUGUGCAGAGAUCUGAAGAUCCUUUUGAUGAUAAGACUACAGCAAAGCAGGAUUAUCCUGAACACAUGAUUGAGCCUCGAAUGAGGAAACAGCCACAACCUUAUGUGAAACCAGAUGGUGUGAUGGAUAGUAACACAUCCAACCGUAUUGACUUUCCUGAACAUGUCCUUUCACCUCGCCAGAGUUAUAAACCCAGUAAUUCAGUACAGCAGUCAACUGAUCCCUUUGAAGAUAAAACAACUGCCAGACAGGAUUUCCCUGAACACAUUAUUGAACCUCGGCAGAGAAGAGCACCCGAAACAUAUGUGAAGCCUGAAGGAAAGAUGGAAGGUUUGUCCACAAACCGAUUGGAAUAUCCUGAACACCAACUCACACCAAGACAGAGUUUCAAACCUACAAAUGCUGUUCUGAAGUCAGAUGAUCCAUUUGAAGAUAAGACAACAGCCAGAUCCGACUACCCUGAACAUCAAAUCGAGCCAAGGCAGAGGCGACAGCCUCAGCAAUACCUCAAACCAGAGGGGAAAAUGGAAGGGGCUACAACCAAUCAUUCAGACUUUCCUGAAUAUGAAAUCACACCCAGGCAAAGUUAUAAACCAGUGAACUCUGUGCAGAGAUCUGGAGAUCCUUUUGAUGAUAAGACUACAGCAAAGCAGGAUUAUCCUGAACACAUGAUUGAGCCUCGAAUGAGGAAACAGCCACAACCUUAUGUGAAGCCAGAUGGUGUGAUGGAUAGUAACACAUCCAACCGUAUUGACUUUCCUGAACAUGUCCUUUCACCUCGCCAGAGUUAUAAACCCAAUAAUUCAGUACAGCAGUCAACUGAUCCCUUUGAAGAUAAAACAACUGCCGGACAGGAUUUCCCUGAACACAUUAUUGAACCUCGGCAGAGAAGAGCACCCGAAACAUAUGUGAAGCCUGAAGGAAAGAUGGAAGGUUUGUCCACAAACCGAUUGGAAUAUCCUGAACACCAACUCACACCAAGACAGAGUUUCAAACCUACAAAUGCUGUUCUGAAGUCAGAUGAUCCAUUUGAAGAUAAGACAACAGCCAGAUCAGACUUCCCUGAACAUCACAUUGAGCCAAGGCAGGUACCACAACCCCAGCCAUACCUCAAACCAGAGGGGAAAAUGGAAGUGGCUACAACCAAUCGUUCAGACUUUCCUGAAUAUGAAAUCACACCCAGGCAAAACUUUAAGCCAGUAAACUCUGUGCAGAGAUCUGAAGAUCCUCUAGAGGAUAAAACUACAACGAGGCAGGAUUAUCCUGAACACAUGAUUGAGCCCCGAAAGAGGAAGGCGCAACAGCAGUAUGUGAAACCGGAUGGUGUGAUGGAAAGUAACACAUCUAACCGUAUGGACUAUCCUGAACAUGCCCUCGCACCUCGAGAAAGUUUUAGACCUUCAGACGCUGUUCAAAAAUCAGAUGUCCCCUUCGAGGAUCAAACAACUGCGAGAAUGGACUACCCAGAGCAUCAGAUUGAGCCUAGACAGAGGAGAGAGCAUUUGAAGUAUGUGAAACCAGAUGGAAAAAUGGAGGGGCUCACCACCAACCGAUCAGACUUUCCAGAACAUGAGCUCACUCCACGUGAAAGUUUCAAACCUGCAGGCACAGCUCUACAUUCUGAUGUACCAUUUGAUGGCAACACCACAAAUCGGUCUGAAUAUCCAGAACAUGAAAUUCAGCGACGGGCCAAACGACUUCCACAGGAGUAUGUAAAACCAGACGGGAAGAUGGAAGGUGAUACAACGAACAGGGCUGAUUAUCCUGAACAUGCCAUCUCUCAAAGAGUUAGUUAUAAGCCUGUUAAUUCUGUCCAGAAGUCUGAUGAUCCUUUUGAUGAUAAGACCACCACUCGUGAAGAUUACCCUGAACACAUUAUAGAGCCAAGAUUAAGAAGGGAGGCCCAGCAGUACACCAAGCCCGAAGGUGCCAUGGAAAGUAACACAUCCAAUCGACUAGACUACCCUGAACAUGCAUUAUCUCAACGGGAGAGUUUCAAACCCAAUGAUGCAGUUCAGAGAUCAAAUGUCCCCUUUGAUGAUCAAACAACGGCGAGAACGGACUACCCAGAGCAUCAGAUUGAGCCUAGACAGAGGAGAGAGCAUUUGAAGUAUGUGAAACCAGAUGGAAAAAUGGAGGGGCUCACCACCAACCGAUCAGACUUUCCAGAACAUGAGCUCACUCCACGUGAAAGUUUCAAACCUGCAGGCACAGCUCUACAUUCUGAUGUACCAUUUGAUGGCAACACCACAAAUCGGUCUGAAUAUCCAGAACAUGAAAUUCAGCAACGGGCCAAACGACUUCCACAGGAGUAUGUAAAACCAGACGGGAAGAUGGAAGGUGAUACAACGAACAGGGCUGAUUAUCCUGAACAUGCCAUCUCUCAAAGAGUUAGUUAUAAGCCUGUUAAUUCUGUCCAGAAGUCUGAUGAUCCUUUUGAUGAUAAGACCACCACUCGUAAAGAUUACCCUGAACACAAUAUAGAGCCAAGAUUAAGAAGGGAGGCCCAGCAGUACACCAAGCCUGAAGGUGCCAUGGAAAGUAACACAUCCAAUCGACUAGACUACCCUGAACAUGCAUUAUCUCAACGGGAGAGUUUCAAACCUAAUGAUGCAGUUCAGAGGUCAAAUGUCCCCUUUGAUGACCAAACAACGGCGAGAACGGACUACCCAGAGCAUCAGAUUGAGCCCAGACGAAUAAGAGAACCUGUUCAGUAUGUGAGACCAGAAGGCAAGUUUGAAGCCAUGUCCACAAACAGAUCUGAAUUCAUCGAACAUGAAAUUACCCCAAGGGAAAGUUAUAAGCCACACAAUGCACCUCUUCAAACAGGAGUUCCUUUAGAUGAUCAAACUACGAACAGGGUGGAUUAUGGUGAACAUAAGGUGGAACCUAGAAUAGCUAUUCAAAAAGAACCUUACAGGAAGCCAGAAGGUGACAUGAAUUUCAGCACAACAAACAGAGACAACUACACAGAAAAGGCAGCAGCCAGGGAGCCAGUCAAACGUCCCGAGUCAGCACAUAUCAUAGAAAUGAAUGGACAUUUUGAUUCAGGAACAAGCUAUGGGUCUGAUUUUAAGGGUUAUGACAUUACCCCUCGUGAACUAUUCAAUGCGAAGGAUAAUUACCAGCGACCAACAGUACCCAUGGAAACAGCUACUAGUCAACAUCUUGACUAUCCCCAGCACCAGCUACCAUCGAAAGUUCCUCACAAAGUGGUGACCUACACUGCUCCUACUGUGCAGUUUGAGGGGAGUACAACAACCUCUGACAGCUAUAAGGGGAAUUUUGUACCUAAGCAGAAGAGUUAUAAGCCUAGUGGGGAGCCCUAUCGAUCAAAUGUUCCAUUAGAUGGCACAACCACAGCCAAAAGUGAUUACCAAGAACACAAGAUUGAACCACGCCAAGUCGUCGUUCCUGAACCCUAUAGAAAGCCUGAUGGCAAAAUGGACUUCAGCACAAUAAAUCAACAGCAGUUCACUUCCAAAGCAUCACCAAGAGAAACUAUCAAGAGACCAGAGUCAUCCCAUGUCAUGGAAAUGAAUGGUAAAUUUGAAGGCUCCACUCGGUAUAAUGCUGACUUUGUAUCCCAUGGUGUACAUGCAAGAGAGGUUGUCAAGAAAAGCCAGAACUAUGUACCUCCAGCUGUGAAAAUGGAAGGCAAUACCACCAAUAGAAUGGCCUUCACUGAGAAGAACCUUGAACCGAGGCAAAGUUUCAAGCCUCCCUCAGAUGUGCAAAAGCAUGAUAUACCUUUUGAUGGUAGAACUGGUUACAGUGACACCUUUGUUGGUCACGAAAUACAACCCAAACAGGUGAAGGCAAAAUCUGAGUAUGUUGCUCCAGCCACUAAGUUCUCUGGUUCAACGACAACUGGUGACAGCUACAAAGGAACGUUCGCCCCAAAACAGCAGAGCUACAGACCUAGUGGGGAACCUUACACAUCUGGUAUUCCAUUGGAGGGUACAACUACAGCCAGACAGGAUUUCAAGGAACAUAAAGUGGAGCCAAGGUGGGUCAAAGAGAGACAGGUUUAUACAAAGCCAGAGGGGGGAUUUGAUUUCAACACAACGAACAAAUUAAACUUCACAGCGAAGGACACGCCGAGGCAAACUGUGAGCAAACCUUUGUCAUCUGGAGUCAUGAAGAGUGGUGGUCAAUUUGAGGGAUCAACCAGCUAUGGUGCUGACUUUAAGACUCAUCACAUCAAUUCCCGAGCUGUGAAGAAGAAUCAAGAAUAUGUGUCUCCAGCAGUACCUAUGGCCAGUGAUACGACAAGCAGAAGGGACUUCACACAGCAUACUCUGACCCAGAGACAGAACUUCAAACCAACACAUACUGUUCAGAUGUCACAGGAACCAUUCAUUGGUAGCACGGGUUAUAGGGACACAUUUAAAGAACAUCAGUUAUCUCAGAAGACAGUCAAACAGAAGGAAGAAUAUAAUCACCCCAAAGUACCAUUCCAUGGCGUCACAACAAAUAUGCAAGACUUCACAGACAAGACGGCCCCCAAGAGGGGAGCAUUUAAGCCAGUAGAAAAUACAGUCAGGUCAAGUGCUCCUGUGGAGAGUACCACUACAGCAAAGCGUGAUUAUGGUAGUUACAAAGUUGGGAGUCGACCUGUGAAGAGACAGGAGGCUUAUGUCCGACCUGAGGGACAGAUGGAUCUUAGAACGACAAACAAUGAGUACUUUAAACAGCCUGAAGCGACGGGGAGACAGGCUUCUACAAGACCCGCUUCAUCAGGGGUACUCAAGUUCGGGGGAAACAUUGACUUCAGCACGAACUACAGCAAUAGUUUCCAGAAGUCUGAAGCUACAAACCGUCCCGAGCGGAAGGUAAAAGAAGCCUUUGUCCCGAAUCCCAUACCCUUUCAGGGUAUGACGACUCAUCAGUCUGAGUUCAUUAACCGCCAUGGCUCCAAAGCCCUUAGUUUCAAACCUGAUCCAGUUCCCUUCUCUAGUAAUGCCAAGUUCGAUAACUCUACUACAUACAGCGCUGAUUUCCACAAAGGAACUCCUCCUUGGAUGCAGAACGUUCCUGGUCCGGUCACUGUUGGUGCACAAGCAUGAAGAAAUGAACUGAACUGAUCCAUAAACUGAACAAUUUCGGUGUUUAGCUCAGACUCUUUAACUCACAAUGUGUGAUGGCCAUAACAAACUCACAACAUGCUCGCGCUGCUUUUUUUGGUACACUUUGCUUAACAACCGCUUAUCAAAAGCAACAUGUCUCACUAUUAAAAUUCUCACCUUACUUCGCAACACACGUUUUAUCACCCCAGUUGAUAGUAACACUGGUAUUAAUAACCAUAAAUUUUUGAGAAAUUAAUUUUUGCUUUGUUUGCAGUUUUGUUCUUAGUGGUUUAAUUCUUCUUUCAUUGUUAUAUUAUUUAUUUGUUUCUGCUUUUUUAAGAUGUUAACGCUCUGACCAACGAAAAAAAGUUUUCAUUUUCUCUCCGUAAAUAACCGAGAGGUUAUUUCAAAUAUUGCAUCAUUAUAUUACUUUAUGCAUUUUCGUUAGUGUAUUGUUUUUAUUUUUUAUGUGCAGCUGCUUGAUAUAAUAUAUAUGGUGUUGUGAAUAUUAAGUUACGCAGACUUUUAGUCGUUGUUUUAUUGUGCAGUAGGGUUGUUCUCUUCUGUCACCUGUUAUUUCAAGGCACAUUCUACUUCACUACCAUGUGAAUGUCUGACCUAAGGGAAGUAACUCUGUAUGACAUUGCGUUGAACAGUUUCACGAUUACCUACUUCAUUUCAAUUAUGUUGCACUAAAGAACUGUUGGGCUCUUAUUUUAGAAAAGAAUAAAUCUUGGUCUCUUUUUAAACAAAUAUUUUUAUAAAUGUGACUUUCAUAUGGGUUAUUGGUUUAGUUUUUUGUAUUACUGUAUGUUUUAACUGACUCUUUAUUUUCAAAACGAAUGCUUGAUGUUCUGCUCUAUGUAGCUUUAUAUUAUAUAUAUAUGAUGGAAAUGUGAUACGACUCCUUUUGUAAAGUAAUAUAUGAAUCAUUAAAUGGUGUAGAUUCUUAUACACGUAUUUAAAAAAGUGAUUUCUAUCCAACAGUGCGUGUAAGUACAGACAGGUCUUCCUUUCAGGGGCACGUGCAGCUCUUUAGUCAUUACUCACAACCUAGUCUAUGUAUUGUUCACACUAGGGCUUUGUGGUGCUCAGCACAUCGCCAUUUAGUUACUGUAGUACUUAGCAGAGUCUGUCAAUCUCAGAUGAUUGUUCGAACUUUUCGUUUUCGAUUUCGAACUUUUUGACUGAGAAAUCAUUGCGCACACUUACUCAUUCGGAAAUCUUCGGAAAUUUCAAUAUUUGCGGAAAUUGACGAACAUUACCGAACAUUCACGAUGGUGCUUUUCCGUCUGAAUAUGAAAUCAUGUACAUGAUAUAUGUUCAUACUGGGUAUAUUAUCAUUAUAUUCCAUCGAAACUAUCAAAUUUUGGGUAUACUCAUAAAAAUGAUAAAACAUACUCAUUAACGACUUUAGAGUUUUUACGGUAUAUUUUCAUACCAUGUCAUAUUUUUUUCUCACGUUUAAUGUUAUUUUCGAGACUAACAUCUUUAAUCAUCAUAAGCUUUUUAAUCUCUUUUUGUGCCAAAAGCUUUGUUUUUGAUGGAAUAUUUCUUAAUAUAUUCUCUGAAAUCUGUGAUAGAUAUCGAUAAUAAAUGCAUUACUGGUUGUUGGUAUAAUAAAUAUUAAUCCUUGUAGACUU
Messenger RNA from Haliotis rufescens (red abalone), 9163 nucleotides. RefSeq lists its product as uncharacterized. Gene Ontology annotation, cellular component: ciliary basal body; cytoskeleton; centriole. Bases 120 to 7520 code for a protein of 2466 amino acids. The record is from RefSeq and is a predicted model, not a curated record. Gene Ontology annotation, molecular function: microtubule binding. Lineage: Eukaryota; Metazoa; Mollusca; Gastropoda; Lepetellida; Haliotidae. Gene Ontology annotation, biological process: microtubule anchoring. The transcript has 7 exons.